Molecule: messenger RNA, 1608 nt
Organism: Colletes gigas
Lineage: Eukaryota; Metazoa; Arthropoda; Insecta; Hymenoptera; Colletidae
Exons: 5
Coding region: 112-1473 (453 amino acids)
Biological process (GO): potassium ion transmembrane transport; stabilization of membrane potential
Cellular component (GO): membrane
Molecular function (GO): potassium ion leak channel activity
Source: RefSeq, a predicted model, not a curated record
CGAAGAUAUCACCGACACGCUCUUAUAAGACAGACUGUAAGAGGAUUAAGGGGAAGUGACCGGGCGUGAUUGCGUUAUAAUUUAUAGUAACCGUCACCUCGACCUUCCUCGAUGGACGUGCCCCUUUUUCCAGCACCACCGACAUUCAAGGGUGCACCGUCGCCUCUUAGUGAUGUAGUAGAUAUUGCAAAGUUCACACGCGUUCCAUUGCCCACGGUCGCCUGUCCUCGUAGACGAUAUGUGUCGAAAUCGCGACGCACGUCUGGACUCCAUAGGAUACAACGUUGUACUCGCAGGAACCUGGUCUAUCCUAACUCGAGGGACCAGAUCGGACACCGUGUCACCGAGUUCCGUAUAACAAUGACGGAACGACGACGCAGCAACAACGAAGAAGACGACGAUGAUGUAGUAUGUGCCAUCGGUUCGCCUACGACGAUUUCAGAAGAGUUUGCUCGGCGAUAUAAACCAGUAAUAGAACCUAAGAAAUCACUGAAAUCGGUAGCUAUUCAAACUAUAGUUGGUUUACCAUUACGACUAAGACUUUUGCCAUCUGUGAAGGACAUUAUUGAAGAAAGUGAUACAACUAAUUCAAAAAUAUCUUCCAGAAUAUGGAAGCAUAUUAGAUUUUUAGGAAGACUAUCGCUCUCAUUAUUCGGUUUAUCAUGGUUACUUACCAUUUGGGCAAUCGCUGGUGCGUUUGCCUUUUGUGCAACCGAAGGACCACGCGAGCGCGAACAAGUUGUGAAAUUAAAGAAUAUGCAGAAAACUUUAGCGGUCGGCCUGGCGACAGAGUUGAGACAAUUACGAACAGAACAAGAGGAGGACGUAGAGCCACUUUGGAGUAACAAAGUACACCAGUAUGUAGCAAAACACGAAGAAGUAUUGUUGAUGGCUGUCAGUGCUGGAUACGGCGAAAGUGGAAACGCGGGACAACUUUGGACGUUUCCUGGAUGUGUUCUCUUUUCCAUCUCCCUUCUCACUACUUUAGGUUUUGGUGCUCCGGUUCCACGCACUACGGCUGGUCGAACAGUGACCGUAAUUUUUGCAGCGAUUGGUAUACCCGCACACUUUCUUUUGAUUAUGAACUUUGGCCUCAUAUGGGCAUUACGAUUACAGAGAUAUGCUAUAGCCAGAAAAAAAAUUGAAUGCGAGCAAACUGAAGGACAAAUGACACCAGUGCCCAAGUGGGUCAAAAUUGUACCCUUCGUUUGUCUAGGUAGUUACUAUCUGAUGGGAAUUAUGUGUUUCGGAGUAGCUAGACACAGACCGAUUGCAGCAAGCGUUCUCUUUCCUUUGGAUUUUACGGCUGCCGGUGGUCUUUCAACGAUACUUGGCCACGUGAGAGUAUUGUACGGAUUUUAUCUGGAAGGAAUAGUUGCUAUUACGUCUAUUGCGCUUGCCGUAUUACGUGUAUCUGCUACACAAAACUUGACCAACAUCGGCCUUAAAUAUGGCUUACUGAUCGAAGCCUAAUUUUAUAUUUACAUACUUACAAUACUCGUUCAAAUUUUUCUUGGUCACGGUAUACGCUAUAACAAACAAUUAUGUCAAUUAAGUCGUAUAAAUUUACUAACUUUUGAAACGAAAUACCAUUAACAUGUUAAAUAC